Messenger RNA from Camelus dromedarius (Arabian camel), 5273 nucleotides. It is a transcript of the gene NEGR1, whose product is annotated as neuronal growth regulator 1. The transcript is spliced from 8 exons. The record is from RefSeq and is a predicted model, not a curated record. The coding region runs from base 521 to 1627 and encodes 368 amino acids. NCBI's taxonomy places the organism in Eukaryota, Metazoa, Chordata, Mammalia, Artiodactyla, Camelidae.
AAACGGCCGCUUGGCAACGCGCGUGAGCCCAGGGGCCGCCGACCGCCGCUGCGCCCCGCGCUGCUUCUGCCGCUGCUGCUGCCGCGAUUGCAGCCGCCGCCGUUGCCGCUCGCCCUGCCUCCGCCGCCGCCGUGCCUCCUCCCUCACUCGCCGGCGCGCUCGCCUCCUCGUUAGAUAGUGUGCGAGCCGCCCGAGAAUCAGACACACUCCGGACUCGGCCAAAAGCAACCGAGAGGAGGUGUAGUGUGGUGCCAGGGGGUGGGAGGGGAGGGAGGGAGGGAAAACAAGAAGGAGGAGGAGGGGAGGCAAGAAAGAGAGAAACAACACCGAACAACUAGAAGGGGAAAAAAAAGAAAGAAAAGAAACCCACCCGCCCACCAAAAAAAUUUUUUUGAGAGAAAAAAAAAAAAAGAAGAAAAAUCCUGUGGCGCGCCGCCUGGUUCCCGGGAAGACUCGCCAGCACCAGGGGGUGGGGGAGUGUGAGCUGAAAGCUACUGGAGAGUGAGCAGCCCUAGCAGGGAUGGACAUGAUGCUGUUGGUGCAGGGUGCUUGUUGCUCGAACCAGUGGCUGGCGGCGGUGCUCCUCAGCCUGUGCUGCCUGCUACCCUCCUGCCUCCCGGCUGGACAGAGUGUGGACUUCCCCUGGGCGGCUGUGGACAACAUGAUGGUCAGAAAAGGGGACACGGCGGUGCUUAGGUGUUAUUUGGAAGAUGGAGCUUCAAAGGGUGCUUGGCUGAACCGGUCAAGUAUUAUUUUUGCCGGAGGUGAUAAGUGGUCAGUGGAUCCUCGAGUUUCAAUUUCAACAUUAAAUAAAAGGGACUACAGCCUCCAGAUACAGAAUGUAGAUGUGACAGAUGAUGGCCCCUACACGUGUUCUGUUCAGACUCAGCACACACCGAGAACAAUGCAGGUGCAUCUAACUGUGCAAGUUCCUCCGAAGAUAUAUGACAUCUCAAGUGAUAUGACCAUCAAUGAAGGAACCAAUGUCACCCUUACUUGUUUGGCCACUGGGAAACCAGAGCCUUCCAUUUCUUGGCGGCACAUCUCCCCAUCAGCGAAACCAUUUGAAAAUGGACAAUAUUUGGACAUUUAUGGAAUCACAAGGGACCAGGCUGGAGAAUAUGAAUGCAGUGCGGAAAAUGAUGUGUCAUUCCCAGAUGUGAAAAAAGUGAAAAUUGUCGUAAACUUUGCUCCUACAAUUCAGGAAAUUAAAUCUGGCACGGUGGCCCCUGGACGCAGUGGAUUGAUAAGAUGCGAAGGUGCAGGUGUGCCGCCUCCGGCCUUUGAAUGGUACAAAGGAGAGAAGAAGCUCUUCAAUGGCCAACAAGGAAUUAUUAUUCAAAAUUUUAGCACAAGAUCCAUUCUCACUGUUACCAACGUGACACAGGAGCACUUCGGCAACUAUACUUGUGUGGCUGCCAACAAGCUAGGCACAACCAAUGCGAGCCUGCCUCUCAGCCAAAUUAUUGAACCUACUACCUCUAGUCCUGUCACAAGUCCAGCUCCAAGUACAGCCCAGUAUGGAAUUACCGGGAGCGCUGACGUUCUUUUCUCCUGCUGGUACCUUGUGUUGACACUGUCCUCUUUCACCAGCAUACUCUACCUGAAGAAUGCCAUUCUACAAUAAAUUUAAAGACCCAUAAAAGGCUUUUAAGGAUUCUCUGAAAGUGCUGAUGGCUGGAUCCAAUCUGGUACAGUUUGUUAAAAGCAGCGUGGGAUAUAAUCAGCAGUGCUUACAUGGGGAUGAUCGCCUUCUGUAGAAUUGCUCAUUAUGUAAAUACUUUAAUUCUACUCUUUUUUUGAUUAGCUACAUUACCUUGUGAAGCAGUACACAUUGUCCUUUUUUUAAGACGUGAAAGCUCUGAAAUUACUUUUAGAGGAUAUUAAUUGUGAUUUCAUGUUUGUAAUCUACAACUUUUCAAAAGCAUUCAGUCAUGGUCUGCUAGGUUGCAGGCUGUAGUUUACAAAAAACGAAUAUUGCAGUGAAUAUGUGAUUCUUUAAGGCUGCGAUACAAGCAUUCAUUUCCCUGUUUCAAUAAGAGUCAAUCCACAUUUACAAAGAUGCAUUUUUUUCUUUUUUUGAUAAAAAAGCAAAUAAUAUUGCCUUCAGAUCAUUUCUUCAAAAUAUAACAUAUCUAGAUUUUUCUGCUCGCAUGAUAUUCAGGUGUCAGGAAUGAGCCUUGUAAUAUAACUGGCUUUGCGGCCCUGCUUCUCUUCCCUGUAAGUUCAGCAUGGGUGUGCCUUCAGAAAAUAAUCAUUUCCUCUUCAUCUCCAACUAAUGCAAGUGUUUUUGCCAAAUUCUACAAAUUGAAAGCAAAAAUAAACAACAAUAUAAACUACAUCCUGUCUAUAAAGAACGAAGGAGCUAUCGGACUGUAAAAAAAAAAAAAAAAAAAAAUCUCUUCCCUCAUUUCCAGUAGGGUUUUGAGGAUUUUGCCCCACGAUAACUCAGUUUUGUGAUGAAAAACAAUUUAACUAUCACAGUACAGGUAAAUUUACUAUAUGAUUUCUUUAGUUGUAGCUAAAUGUUAGAUCCAUUUGGGAAAUAAUUCCCUUUAAAAUGAUAGCACAGUCCAUCCAAGGGAUUGCCUAGCAAUACAGCAUCUUUCCUUUCAUUAUUCCAGACCAAAGUUUUUAAGAUGGUUUGUCAAAAAGGACACAAAGUCCAAUGACCUAACAUUACAUGAGUCGGUAUGCUCAAAAUUAAUUUGGUUCUGUGGCAGGUAUGAUCUAUAUAGUGUUCCUGUGGACAGGAGCAUUUUGCAUAUUUUCCAUCUGAAAACAUCACUCAAUCGAUAGUUUGGUAUGCAUGUUAUAUUUUUAAAAGUUCCAAAAUAUAGUGUAACAAAUAUUCCAUGCUGGUAUGCAGCAAAGCAAUCUCUGAAAUAACUAAUUCUGCAGUAAAAUCUUUCUCUAUAGCCAUGUCAACUCAAACAAGAAAGACCAAAAAGAAAAAAAAAAUUACCAUGCUUUUUUCUUCUUACAUGAUAUAUGUAAGCUGUGUUCAAAUGACAAGACACCAGUGAUGAGGAAUAUCUUAAAAUAUAUUAAUUAUUAAAUUAUCAUAGAUAUUAAAUUAUUUCUGUCAUAAAGAAUGAAAACUACAUUUUUGGAGGAAAAUGCUGUUUUACUCUAAGAAGUAUUAUAUUACAAGAAUAGUUUGAUGGUUUUACUCUUUACUAAAGAAAGACCAUAGCCUUGAAAGCCAUUUUGCAAGUUUGAUGAUGUUACCAAUUUCACUAUACCUAGAGAAAUUUCUGCAAAUAGUUCCCUUUUGCAAGUCAUAAUAACAACACAAACCUACUAAUUUAGUUAGAAACAAGAGAUUUCACAGAGGUUGUACAUAUUUAAGAUAGCUAAUAUCUUGCUCUGAAAGAAACGUAAGUAAAAUUUAGUCCCAAAGUACACCAUAAGUCUAUUUUAAUUAGAAAUAUGAAUCCUGAAUGAGGAGGCAUAAACAAAGUUUCCACAAAUGGCAAUAAUAUAGAAUGCUAUUAAAUGUUCACUGUAAUAAUUUAUUACAUUAUUUUGACUGAUAUAUUAAGAAAGGGUUUUUUUUAAACAUAUAUGGCAUUUUAACUUUGAUUAUCAUUGAUUUGCUUUUAAAAAAUAUUCUUUGUGGAAUUGGUGAGUAAGCUACAAAAUACUUUUUGUGUGUAUUGCAGCUUUAAAGUGGCACACUCCAUAAUAAUCUACUUACUAGAAAUAGUGGUGCUACCACAAAAGUGUUAACCAUCAGUACCAUUGUUUGGGAGAAAGAAACAGAUCAAGAAUGCAUCCUACACAGUGACCGCUUUCCUAGAGUUAAAAAUACCUCCUCUUUGUAAGGUUUGUAGGGUAAAUGUGAGGUAAAUUGAGGUAUAAACUAUGGAUGAACCAAAUAAUUAGUUCAAAGUGUUGUCAUGAUUCCGAAUUUGUGGAGUCUGGUGUUUUUCCCAUAGAAUGUGACAGAAGUACAGUCAUAGCUCAGUAGCUAUAUGUAUUUGCCUUUAUGUUAGAAGAGACUUUCUUGAGUGACAUUUUUAAAUAGAGGAGGUAUUCACUAUGUUUUUCUGUAUCAAGCAGCAUUCCUAGUUGUUAGGCCCCUGGACAGAGUGAAAUCACGAGUAUUUAUGAGUUCAAUAUUGUUCAAAUAAGGCUACAGUAUUUGCUUUUUUGUGUGAAUGUAUUGCAUAUAAUGUUCAAGUAGAUGAUUUUACAUUUACGGACAUAAGAAACGUCUGAUUACUCCAUUUUAUCAGUCCUGAUUGUACAAGAUUGUUGCAGUUUCAGAAUAGCAGUUUUAUGAAACUGAUUUAUCUUUUGAUCUAUAACAAUUUUUUCUAGCUAUUCAUUUCAGCAUUAUAUUUCCACGGGUUUCAUUUGUGGGACUCCUUUUGUUGCCCCUGAAUUUUUUUCAAAGAAAGAAAAAGGAAAAAAAAAAGAGUAGUUGAGAAAGGAGAAUAGAAAGAAAAGAAAAAGCUUUAAAAGGGAAGGAAGUAAAGAGAGAAGGAAACAAGAAAGAAGGAAGAAGGGAGGAAGAAAAAGAAGGAACGAAGGAGGGAGGAAAGAACUGAAUAUUUAGGUUAGUUGACUCAAUUCAUUUGCAUUCUUGAUUUAACUGCAAGUGGUGUAAUUAUGUUUUACAAUGAUCCCAUUUGAAACAUAAGUCCUGUUACACCAGUAAGUUCCAAUUAUAUAACAAAAAGUACUGCCCAGAUCACACUAUUGUGUUUUGGGGGGACACUAAAAGAUUUGCGUGAGAGAAUGUCAAACUUAAAGUCACUUUGGGGAGAAUUUAAGCUUAACUGAGAAAUUAAUGUUUCAUCAUAACAUUUAAGCUAUAUCUAGAAAGUAGACUGGAGAACUGAGAAAAUUACCCAGAUAAUUCAGGACAAUAUAUAUAUAUAUAUAUAUAUAUAUAUAUAUAUAUAUAUAUAUACAUAAAUACCCCAGUGUGUGAACUCAGAAAACUCUGAGAAAUUUAUCAAAGCCAAUCAUCUAUAUUGAUCAAAUUUACUGAAUUAUUGUUAAUUUAUCCAUUGUGCUUAGCUUUGUGACACAGCCAAAAGUUACCUAUUUAAUCUUUUCAAUAAAAAUUGUUUUUUGAAAUUCAGAAAUGAUUUAAAAAGAGGUCAGGUUUUUAACUAUUUAUUGAAGUAUGUGGAUGUACAGUAUUUCAAUAGAUAUGAAUAUGAAUAAAUGGUAUGCCUUAAGAUCCUUUGAAUAUGUAUUUACUUUAAAGACUGGAACAAGCUCUUCCUGUCUUUUAGUAAAACAUCCAUAUUUCAUAA